AUUACAACCACUUCCGGGAAGCGUCGACAUGAAGCGUGAAGACGGAAUCACACCGACCCGCGAAAACUGUGUUUACAGCAGCUGUUACUGUGAAGAAAAUGUUUGGAAACUUUGUGAGUUUGUCAAGAAGGAGAGAACCGCACCACUGGAACAUCUGUCUGUGGUUUUCAUCUCAAAUGAGAACCGAAUGGUUCCUCUGUGGAAACAGAAGUCUGGAUGUGGAGACCAGCCGGUGAUCUGGGACUAUCAUGUGAUCUUGAUGGUCAGAGGUCUUCAGUCGGACGCUCUAGUUUAUGAUCUGGACUCUGAGCUGUCGUUUCCCUGCAGCCUGAAACUGUACGGUGCCAAGGCCCUGCGCUCCGAUCGCAGCAUCAGACCCGAGUACCACAGGAAGUUGCGUGUCGUUCCUGCUGACAGCUUCCUGUUGAAGUUUGCGUCUGAUCGAUCUCACAUGAAAGCGCCUGAUGGGUCCUGGAAGAUGCCGCCACCACCAUAUCCCCCCAUUCACACUGCAGAGAGUCACAUGAACCUGGAUGACUUCAUCAGUAUGGACCCUGCUGUCGGCUGGGGGACGGUCCUCAGUCUAGAUCAAUUCCUGCGGAGCUACGCAGAAAACUCUUCAUCAGCGUCAUCAUCAGCGUCAUCAUCAGUGUCAUCAUCAGCGUCAUCAUUAGCGUAGCUGUUGCUGCAGACAUUCAUGUUUUUUGAUUUGUAAGAGUCAGACGCAUGUGGACAUAAAAACUUUUAGCCAUGGUGCAUUUCUGCAAAACUAAAUAAUGAGCUUCAGCAGCAACAGCAGUGGAGGCUCAUAAACAAAUAAUUCAAACCUGCAGUUGGAAUUCUUUCAGGACAUAAACCAGUGCGAUGGUUCUGUUCCCAGGAGAGUUUGGACGUUCCCAACAUUAAGAUGUUAAGGAGCAGACACAGCGACUCACUCGUCUGUACCUGCACACACACGGUUCCUGGAUCAGGUUUUUUCCAACCUGAUUUAGCAUUUCCUGGUUUGAACCAUAGACUGACAAAGAUGAAUGUCAUGAAAGAACUGCAAGACUAAGGUCAAGUCAUAUCAAGCACCCCCUGACUGCUGACUAGUAUUGGUCGUAAACCCUCCUCCUCCAUGUGAGCAGGUGGGACAUGGACUAAACUAAACAUCUCAAAAAGUAAACGUCAAAUAAAUAUUUGUUAAAGA
Molecule: messenger RNA, 1189 nt
Organism: Paralichthys olivaceus (Japanese flounder)
Lineage: Eukaryota; Metazoa; Chordata; Actinopteri; Pleuronectiformes; Paralichthyidae
Gene: ntaq1
Product: N-terminal glutamine amidase 1
Cellular component (GO): cytosol; nucleus
Molecular function (GO): protein-N-terminal glutamine amidohydrolase activity; protein-N-terminal asparagine amidohydrolase activity
Source: RefSeq, a predicted model, not a curated record